Messenger RNA from Arachis ipaensis, 1176 nucleotides. NCBI's taxonomy places the organism in Eukaryota, Viridiplantae, Streptophyta, Magnoliopsida, Fabales, Fabaceae. The record is from RefSeq and is a predicted model, not a curated record.
AUGGCUAGUGAGGAUAGUUUUUUAGUGCUAGUACACCAUAGAGGAUCGAUUAAGAGAAAAACUCGCUCCGGCGUGAAGUUCACUGAUAAGGAUCCUCUAUGUAUUAUCGUGAGCCCCACGACCAGCUACGAUGAUCUCGUUAGCUCCGUGCUUGUCAAGCUUGGUCUGGAAGGAGUGAAAAGGGUUAAGAAGUUUUUCUAUCGCAUUCCAACCACGGUGCUCCAUGAUACGGUCAUGUUUCUUUCUCGUAGGCAGUUUCCCGAGGUGAGGACACCAGAGCUGUUGGCAAAGUUGGUUGACGUGGUAUCUAGCUCGGGUGGGUCGAACCGGAAUGCCAAUACUAUAGCCACGGUGGUAGGUUCGAGCUCGAGACCUGCGGUUGCCUCCUCCUCCGUUUCAGUGUAUGAGCCAGCGGUCCAGCCUGCCGCCUCCCCAUCGUUUGCUGUCGAUCUCAGUGGCAAUGUAGGAGACGAGGUUGGAUGUGGGGAACAUCUUCCGACCGAGGCACAGUGUCCUACACCGGCUGGAGUUGGAGAGGGAUUGUUUGAUGAUCCAGAUGACGAUGAUGUCGAGCCGGAUAUGAUCGCUGAUGAAAGCAGCGAUGAUGUUGGAGCGAGUGAUCCGAUAAGGGCUACUGGUGGAUCUAGUUCUGGCAUACAGCAGUACCCACCCCAUUUUUCUUCUUUGGACCUGGAUGCCAUGAGGCAGGAUGAAUAUCCUGGUCAGCUUGGUGGAUUUGGCGCUAGAGAAACGGAAGGGUCUGCCGGUAUGACAGAGUUCCAGGUUGGUCAACAAUUUCAGGAUAAAGAUGAGGCGCUGUUGAGUGUGAAGACCUACAGCAUCCGCCGAGGGGUACAGUACAAGGUUGUCGAGUCUGACUACCGCAGGUACGUGGGAAAGUGUUCUGAGUUUGGGAAUGGGUGCACAUGGUUGAUUCGGUUGAGUCUCCGGCAACGUAAGGGCAUCUGGGAAGUCAAGCGGUACAACGGACCGCAUACCUGUCUCGCCACCUCUAUCUCCAGCGACCAUAGGAUUUUGGACUACCAUGUGAUAGCGACAUUUAUUAUGCCAAUGGUUAGGGCUGACGCAUCCGUCAACAUCAAGGUGCUUCUAAAUGCCACGGCAGCACACUUUGGCUUCAGGCCUACUUAUCGGAGGGUGUGGAUGGCGAAGUAG